AAACAAUAUGGCGGUGUAGUGGUAGAUUUUAAACUGAUACAUACAUAGAAUAACGGUUUCUGGUUCAAUGCAUCAACGUAUUCGGAAAACAACAACAUGGCAUCAGAUGAUGAGGGACUAGUGAAAGGGGUUGGAUUUCCAGAUACAGAUGCAUCCCACCAAAGUGAAGAUUUUCCAAGGUUUAAUCAGGACAACUCAUUUCACUUCCACUAUGGUCAGGGUGGAAAGCGUGACAUGUCAUACUCACCAGAAGCCUCUCGGGAAUGGAAGAACAUGAGCAUGUCUCCUGGCCCAGAUGAUGCUGGCAGACUUCGCAUUGAAAACAAUCACCUGAAGUUACAGAUAAAGCAGCUUACAUCAGACCUUCAGACUGAGCAGGAUACUGUUUCCAAUUUAAGAAAAAGGCUCAAUACAGUUGAAAGAGAUAGGCUUGAAGCAGCUACAAAGGCCAAUAAAGAGGUCUCUGAGUUGGAGAGCCAGAUAGCUCGUUUACGGGCUACGUUAGAGAAGGGAGAGGCAAGCAAGGCCAACAUAGAGUUUGAGCUGACAAGGGCCAAGCGUGAUCUUGCUCAGCAGAAACACAACUCUGCCGGAAGAGAGUCAUCCUUGGAGGAAGCUAAUGCUGAACUGAAGCAGAGGUUGUCAGAUUAUGGGGAUGAGAUUCGUCGGCUUGAAGAGAGUGUGCAGCAGGCUCGCGACUCAGCCGGUGACUCGGAGAGGCAGCUGAGGCAUGACCUUGAACAGAAGGAGCAGGAGAUGUCACGGAGUGUGUCAGAGAGGGAGAGUCUGGAGACAGAGAGAGAGAAGCUUAGUGACACUCUCCAGCAGAGAGACAGGACAAUUUCCGGGCUUAAUGAAAAACUACAAGAUAUAGAAAAUGAGCGUAAGCACCUGAGUGACAAUGUACGGCGAACAAACACGGAGUUGGACUAUAGUCGAGAGAGAGAGGAACGCCUCAAAAAGGACCUUGAGUCAGCUCUACAAAGAUUGCGGUCCAUUGAAGAAAGCAUUGAAUCUGAGAGGGCUGCUCAUCUGGAGACCAAGUUCAACUCAGAAAUUGUGCAGUUGCGUGUGCGUGACUUGGAGGGAGCCCUGGAUGUGGAGAAGUCUGCCAAUGGGGAAGCAAACAAGGCCAUAGACAGACUCUCCAAGCAAAUCAAGGAGCUGGAAACACAAUAUGAAGAUGAAAGAAAAACAAACAAGCAGCUCUCAGAGAAACUCUCCAGACUGGAAAAGGAGCACAGCAGUGUACGGCGUCAGCUCACUGCCGAGGUGGAGACGAAGAAGACCACGAUUGGAAAUCUGUCCAAGGAGCUAGAGGUGCACCAGAAAAACUUCAUCGAACUUAAGGAAGAACUCUCCAAGGCCCGGAAGCGUCAGAUCUAUCUGGAGGAGACGUAUGGAGGGAGCAUGCGGGAGCUGGAACUGCUGCUACAGAACUUCCAGAUCUCCGAGGACCCCCGACCAGCCAAGAAACACUCCACUGCCAGGGGAAAGGAAAAGGGCAGCAAGUCACCUGCACCGUCCAUUGUGCUGGAGAACCUGCGCCUCACGCUCUCCGACUACAGAAAGAGGCUCGACCAGACUUCUGAGGAGUUGACCAAGAUGAAGAAGUCUAGUGGGUCGCUGUCAAAGGAGGUAGAGCAGUGUAAGGAGAUGAUUUGGGCGAAGGACAAGGCCCUCGAGGACGCUCAGAAGGCGUACACCCGGACCGCCAAGGAGCUGAACCGGAUUCGCUCAGAAUACGGGGAGCUGGAAACACUCCUGACACGCCUGAAGGUGGACAUGCAGAGCACAGCCACAAACCAGAGCAAGGACCGUACACGUAUACAGGAACUCUCCGAGGAGAUAAUGAAGCUAGUAAAGAAGCACAAAACAGAUGAAGAGGAAAAACUUGCAUUCCUGCACGGCCUGUACCAGCGUUUGUUGUCGGGCCGUAUUGUGGUACCUAGCAAGGAGAAGACAUUCAAUCAGUUCUCGUGGCAUGAUCUCACCAACAUGGUGUACGACCAAGUAGCCACCCUUCUCAACAACCUUCAGAACGCUGAGGAAAAGGAAAUGCUAAGCAUUCAAAGAAACAUAGAGUUACGGAUGAAGAUAUCCCACCUGGAAGACGGUCUGCGUUCACGGGAGGAGGGGCUAAAGGAGGAGCACUCGAGUCACGAGGACCAGCUCACCAAACUCUCCAGCCUGACGAAGGAGCGGGAGAUGGCCUGGCACAAACAGAAGCAGGAGAUGGAGGACCACUACCAGCAACUCCUUUCUGAGAUGCAGACACGCAUCAAGAAGAGUCAGAGUGUCGCAGAUCAGGCAUGGGAGAAGAUCCGGAUGACGGGCAGCGUGCAGCAGGGGCUGGAGUCAGAGUGUACAGAUCUGCAGGCCAAACUGACUGAGACCCGGCGAGAGCACUCUGCCCUCCUUGCCUCCUGCUCACUGCUUAUUGGAGCCUUCUACCCUCUGUGUGCUCGAAGCAACUCACUGGCCCUGCAGCGACGCAUCAUGGAGGACCAACUCAACAACUGGGACGUUUGCAGGGAGCGGGUGGAGCUGCUUGUGCACACCCUCACAACAGAGAUGAACAAGGCCAGCGGUAAGGUGAAGGAGAGUCAUAUUCCAAGGAGGAACCCACUCAUGAUCUUCAGGAUGGGUGCUGUUGCUGUUCUCGCUGCUAACAGACUUAGGCGUCUUGGAGAGGGCUGCACAAGAACUUUUGUGACACAUGACUCUGCCACAGGUCAGAACAAUAUACUGGUGUGCACAGGAGGAACUGAUGUCCCUGUUAGAGACACAGAUGAGGAUGACUACAUGGGGUCGGGCUUGCCAGGUGAAUCUGGGCUGCUUGCAUGGCUGACGAGCUCCGAAUUGCUGCACACUCUCACCUCCAGUACCAGCGAGCUCCUUGAGACAGUAGCACAGGUCAAGGCCAAGGACAGGAAAAUUGGUUCGGUUGAAACCCGUGCUGUUGUGAAUGCGGCGAGGAACUCAUUCACUCGUCUUUUUGAUCGUCUCGGCCGGUACUAUGAGGGUGUGUCCAUGAGGCCGGAUGUGGGGUUCCGGGAGAGAAACUCGCUAGUCAGGCUGCUGGGGCGAGGCCUCAACAGGGCCCUCAGGGACCGAGCACCAGAUGAGCUUGGGACUUCCUCCCCGCAGGAGCUGAUGAUCUCCCUACAGACACACAUCCUGGAGUUCACUCAGCGAUUGCAUAGUGUGGAGGUUGAGAGGCGUGGCUUACUGCAGGAGGUGGGCCGCCUCCAGGAGGAGAUUGACAGGCUUGGACCAGAGAAGGAAGAGCUACUGUCUGAGGGGGCCGACAUUGCUGUCACACAACAGGGCAACAAGUAUGUUCCAAUGGAGAAAUUUGAGAGCGUGUGUGUUGAGCUGAACAACGCUUUGAAGCGGGAGGAGCAGGCCCAGCAGCUGUUGCAGGAACAGAGUCGGCAGAUGGAGGAGCUCUCGUCGCGCCUAGACAUUUUUUCAUCCGAGGGCAUGGAGAAGGAACACACCUUAUCAGAGGCCAUACAGGGUUUGGCAGAAACAAAGCUGGAGCUGCGGCGUAAGGAGCAGACUGUCCGUCAAGUGAACAAGCAGCUGGCCACACUUGAGGGGGAACGCGAGUCCCUUGAUAACAACCUGCACGAUGCAGAAAAGGCACUCAGGACUGUCGCCAAAGAUAAAGAGAUCCUGACCAAUUAUAUACAAACAGUGGAAGCAGCAUUAAAUAAGGUGAAGCAGGAUGUUGGCACAAAGUCAGGGAGAGACGUAUCACUGUCAAAGGUCCUCCUUAACGCUGACUUUAUACCUAAUGACGUUGGCAAGGCUGGGCCGGAACUCAUUGCCUGCCAGAACCUGGUUGGAGCAUUUGUGGACACACAGCAGUACCUGAUUUCUCGUGUACGAGCUAUGGAAGAAGAAAUGGCUGAUGGCCGACGUCACGUCAACCUCCUUAAGCAAGAACUUUCAGAUGCUGUCCGACGUGAACAUGAACAGUUUGAGUUUUCGCCACCCACCAAGGACCGGUAUGGGGGUCAGCGAGUGGUCGAGGAGGAUCGACUGAUGGAUGCUGACUACACACAGCGAGACUUCAUGCCUCUCAGGGAAGACUCAGAGAUGUCAUUCAACGUAAGCCGGAAGUCACGGUCAUCACCAAAGAAGGGAGAUAGUUAUUAUGAAGCACAGUAUAGAUAAUUAAGAGAAAGUCAGGCCAGUUCUCAACCCCACACCGGUCCACCCGGAGUGCUGCCAAGCUACGUGCUGCACAGAGAUAGUAACAACAGUUACCAUGCCAACCACAGCAUUCACUACUCAGUCUAUGUCACACUGUCUCGUCUCACUCUCUAAUGUAUGUGCCUGUCGAUGUUAAUAUUGUAUCAUAAAACUAUUUUUUCUCCAUAAACUGUCCAAGAUGGAUCUGUAUUGUUAUUCAUAUAACUAAUCAAAUAUAAAACUUUAACACAAGUAUGACGGUGCUAUUCCCUAGAAAUAUUGAAUAAUUUAACGAGUAUGAAAAUAUAAAAAAAUGUUAUAUUACAAAAUUGAUAUUAAUAACUUUCAUAGCAUUCAUAUUAAUGUUAAUAUAAGAAAAAUAUCUGCUGUUGAUUUUUCCUCAUAAAAAUUCUAGCCUUAUUUAUAAUAACAAACAAGAAAUACUUCUGUAUGUUAUAGCUGUACUACAUGUAUAUUUUAUACACAGGUUAUAUAUUGUACUAUAAAUAAGUAUUUAUAAGCUUAGCUGUGAUCAGAUAGUUCCUGAGUUACCUAAUUUGUCCAUGUUUAAAAGGGCACUUGCCAGGUUGCGAUACAUGUCUUUUAACAAUAAAGCAUUUUUAACUGAAGGUGCCCAUCACAUUGAUUGGAUAGUAAAUAUAAGUUUUACUCGAAAAAUGCUAUUAUUUUGAUUAAAUAAUCAUUUGAUAUUUUCAACUUGAUAUAAUGGUUUGUUUUUUAGUAAAACCGAAAUUUACCAUACAAUUAGUGUUAGGGACACCCUUUCUCAGCAUGUGAGUGUUAUAAUACUGGUGGUUUCCUCAGUUAAUAUGACGAUUGUUAUACUUGUGUGCCAUUUGUAAACAUGAUUGUCCUGUCAUGACAAGUCUCAUUUCUGCUCAUUUGUGUUACCAUUAGAAAAUUGAAAAUUAUACACGACAAUUAUACAUUAAAGUUCCCUUCAUUUUGUUAAUUCUCAGAUAUUCUGGUGUUUACAUCUGUAUAUCAACAUUCUUUUACAUAGUUGAAUAAACUUCUGGUUAAAUAUUUUUUGAAUACUAGUAUAAGGUUCAAACAUCCAAUGUGUAUUAUUUCAUUUCUUGUUUGCUUACCUACAUAACCCCAAGACAAACUGGUGUUUAAGGGAAUUUCAUCCAAUUCACUGGUCAUGUAUUACAUUACUUAGUAUUUUCAAUUUUUGCAGUGACAAUUAACAGGGUUUAAUGGUUGUCUAACUAACAAUUUGAGAUUACUGUUUAGAAUAGUUGUGCAGGAAAGCUUAUGCAUAUCCAGUAUUUAUGUGAAAUUAUUAUGUUUGAACUUGUUUGAAAAUGAUCUGACCUGAACUGUUGACCUAUAAUUGUCUUACAAGUAAAAUGUCAAUUGAUAAGCAUUUACGCUUUUGUCCAUUAGUUGUUAAGGCAGCGCUAACAACUGGUCCUGUUAAUGCUUACCAACCAUGUAAGUUCAGCACUGGUAGUAAACAGAUUAAACAAGGCUGCCUUGGUGAAUCCCAGUAGCCCUCCCAUGUACAAGUCUACAUCCCCAUCUGCCUGACAGUCCGACAUGCUGGGAAAAUGCAUUUACAAUAAAUACUGUUUUGUUUUUGAUUGCAUUCUAAUUUUAUAUCAAUAUUUAUAAUAAAUG
Molecule: messenger RNA, 5850 nt
Organism: Mya arenaria
Lineage: Eukaryota; Metazoa; Mollusca; Bivalvia; Myida; Myidae
Product: coiled-coil domain-containing protein 171-like
Exons: 34
Coding region: 97-4185 (1362 amino acids)
Source: RefSeq, a predicted model, not a curated record